Guyanagaster necrorhizus is the source of this 2238-nucleotide messenger RNA. RefSeq names its product oligopeptide transporter. The record is from RefSeq and is a predicted model, not a curated record. Lineage: Eukaryota; Fungi; Basidiomycota; Agaricomycetes; Agaricales; Physalacriaceae. The coding region runs from base 1 to 2238 and encodes 745 amino acids. The transcript has 18 exons. Gene Ontology annotation, biological process: transmembrane transport. Gene Ontology annotation, molecular function: oligopeptide transmembrane transporter activity.
AUGGCGAACUCAGCAGACACUGUUCAGGCCAGCGCCGACGAGAAACUAUCCAUCGCUGCCGACGAUCCAGAGUUCGACUAUGAAAAAUCCCACUUGAAUGAUGAAGCCAUCGUAACUAGCGGGCAAGAUGUUUCCCGGUUUGUCGUUGAUGUACGAGAUGACAGUGACCCUGCUCUUACUUUUCGGUCACUAUUCUUGGGCACGGUCAUCGCUGGAUUGGGCGCUGCCCUUUGUCAGAUCUAUAACUUCAAGCCAGUUCAAAUGUCGGUAUCGACGGUAUUUCUGCUUUUGGUUCUGUAUAGCAUUGGGUUGGCUUGGGCUACUUUUCUACCUCGGCGCGCGUGGGUAGAAGGUACCAGGUUGCAGAAGCUGGCGCCGGUGCUGGAAUUUAUUAAUCCCGGUUCAUUUGGUCUGAAGGAGCAUGUUGUGGCUACUCUGAUAGCUUCCACUGCGGCUAAUGGAAGUACUGCUGUGAACAAUUUCGCUGUCCAGCGGCUGUUCUACGAUACAAAUGUACAGGCGUUGACGGCUAUAUUAGCGACAUUUUCGACAGCUUCUUUCGGCAUGGGCCUUGUUGGCAUAUUGCGACCGCUUACAGUGUAUCCGUCUGAGAUGGUAUAUUGGCAAAAUCUGCUCACCGUCUCCGUCUUUCAGGCCCUACACUUUGAUAUUCAUGCCAACACAAAGAGAAUCAAACUUUUCUGGACGGCCUUCACAGGAAUGUUUAUUUACGAAGUUAUUCCGUCCUACGUGUUUCCGCUCCUCAACGGGUUCAGUAUCUUCUGUCUUGCAUCUCGGAAAGCAUCAGCCGCGACCGUUGAUAUUUUCACUAAUAUUUUCGGUGGCGCCAGUAGUAACGAAGGUCUUGGAUUGCUUAACCUGUCACUUGAUUGGCAAUAUAUUGGAUCAACGUAUAUGUCUCUACCACUUAUUCAACAAGCGAAUGCUUGGGUUGGGUACAUCAUCUGCUACAUUGUCAUCUCGGCAAUCUACUACUCCAACGCUUGGAAUUCAAAAUCCUUCCCAAUGCUGUCGACCUCCAUCUUCUCAUCAAACGGGACUGUGUACCAGCAAUCUGCCGUCUUCGGUUCCAAAUGGACCCUCAAUCAAACCGCGCUCGAUGAAGUCGGCCUUCCAGCUUUGACUGGUUCAAAUGCGUGGGCUAAUCUGACCGCCAAUCUUGGGAUUGGUGGUCUUAUUGCUCAUGUUCUUUUUUUCUGGGGACCAUACGCCCGAGAUGCCAUCAAGCAAUCGCGUAAUAAGACACAUCCAGAUCGGCAUUUCCAGGCAAUGCAGAAGUACAGUGAAGCGCCCUGGUGGUGGUACGCCAUACUCUUGUUGCUUUCAUUCUUUGCAGGUUUGAUCGUGGUACUCAAGGGGCAAACCUCUCUACCAUGGUGGUCGUAUAUCGUAGCCCUAAUUCUAGGCGGCUUCAUAACGCCAUUCUCUACACUUCUCUAUGGACGCAUGGGAACAAGUGUUGCCACGAACCAGCUCAUGAAGAUGGUUCCUGGUGCCCUUAACCCCGGGAAACCGGUGGCGAAUCUCUACUUCUCAAUGUGGAGUCACGAUGUUGUAGCGACAUCCAUCAACCUAGCAGGUGACUUGAAAAUUGGCCAAUACACCAAAAUCCCUCCCCGCGUCAUGUUCCUCACCCAGGUUUGGGGGACGCUUCUUGCGGUUAUGGUUUCUGUCGUCGACAAACAACGUGAGGUCUUGACGGACCCUACAGGCACAGUGGUGUGGAGUGGCCAGACUCUACAAAGUUUGAACAGUGCUGCGGUGACAUGGUCUCACGCUAAGCAGCUAUAUGGUUGCAGUGGUCCCUAUCUCAUUGUCCCUUUGGGAUUGCCAAUCGGGAUGGUCCCGACCUUCUUCCAAUGGCUUAUAUGGAAGCGCUGGCCCAUCAUUGGGCCGGUCAGGGUUGACAUCAUUAUUCUACCCAUUGUAUACUAUUACUCUUCGAAGAUGAGCAGCGGUCAGACAUCGAUGAUCACGUCCUGUAUCAUUGUCGGUCUCGUCUCCCAGUUCUGGUUAAGGAGAUAUCACCCUGUUUGGUAUCGAAAGUAUAACUACAUUCUGGGUGGCGCAUUGGACGGGGGAGCGCAAGUGAUGAUCUUUAUUCUUUCUUUUGCAGUUUUUGGCGCCUCUAAUGUGGAGAAACCUUUUCCUACGUGGGCAGGAAACCCGGCCAAUGGAAAUGCUGACUACUGCAACGGGAACGGAGCAUUAGAUUGA